UUGCGAAUCAACCAGCUGACUAAACAACAGAAGAAGCUGUUGAGGGAGGGUGAGGCCGCUGGGGCCAAGAUGGGCAGAAUCCUUCAGCGUARAAUAGACAUGGCUCACAGCGCGAACAGAGAGAAGGCCCUGGCUGAGAAGAAAYGCUCCAACGAGGCCCUGAUCCGCCGGAUCAAGAGAACCAAACWGGUAAGAGAAGUGGAUUUUUAGGAUCUGCCAGAGUUUAAUGGUUUAAAGGUAAACACAUUUGUUUUAUUCAGGAGAUUGCAAASCGUAAGAAAGUGAACCUGGAGCUGGAAAUGAAAAAGGACCAUCUGAGCAGCCUCGUUGAGCAUAAGGAGCAGCAGCUAGCAGAACAGACUUCCAUCCGCAGACAACUAGACUCUGACUUGGAGAAGCUCCAGGACAAAAAAGAAGCAGAAAAAAUCUUUUUACUGGCUGCGCAGAAUCGCUGCAGGAAGCUGCGGGAUGUUUGCGAGGGCAAGUACAGGGUCUCCUCCAGCAGAGAAGCUAUCGCAGCUGCUCUGCAGAGAGAGAGGGAGCGCCUGGAGGCUGUCAGCACCGUGGUGCAGGACGUGUGUGAGGCGCACCCCCAGCACCAGGGGGCGCUCCACAAACUCUCCCAAACACUGACGGCUUACAAGCAAAUCUCCCAGGAGAAGUAAAAUAGCAGAAACGCAGAUUAGAUCAGCCUCUCUGUGAAGAUUACACAACACUUUUACUCAUUUUACUUUUAUAUUUUACUCCUGUCAUUUUCUGAGUUUUAUUUCUUUAAGCUACAAAUGUUGCUAAAUCCUUUAACUUGUGGCAAGUUCCUUUAGUCUCUGUAUUUAACAAAAUUAGUUCAAUUGAGUGUUUGCUUUUAAAAAUGACUUGUUGCAUGGAAAUAACAAAAAUAAUUAAUAAAAAUUUUAAAAACGA
This is a messenger RNA of Austrofundulus limnaeus, 921 nucleotides long. It is a transcript of the gene ccdc40, whose product is annotated as coiled-coil domain 40 molecular ruler complex subunit. Gene Ontology annotation, biological process: epithelial cilium movement involved in determination of left/right asymmetry; heart looping; axoneme assembly. NCBI's taxonomy places the organism in Eukaryota, Metazoa, Chordata, Actinopteri, Cyprinodontiformes, Rivulidae. The record is from RefSeq and is a predicted model, not a curated record. Gene Ontology annotation, cellular component: cytoplasm; cilium.